GGGGCCCCCGGGGCUGCCAUGGAGGUGCCCAACAUCAAGGACUUCCAGUGGAAGUGCCUGGCGCCACUGCCCAGCCGCCGGGUCUACUGCUCCCUGCUGGAGACAGGGGGGCAGGUCUAUGCCAUCGGGGGAUGUGACGACAAUGGCAUCCCCAGGGACUGCUUUGAGGUCUACUCCCCGGAGGCCGACAAGUGGACCGCCCUGCCCCCCUUGCCCACAGCCCGGGCUGGGGUGGCCGUCAUCGCCCUGGGGAAGAGGAUCAUGGUGAUCGGGGGUGUGGGCACCAAUCAGCUGCCCCUGAAGGUUGUGGAGAUGUACAACAUAGAUGAGGGCAAGUGGAAGAAGAGGAGCGUGCUGCGAGAGGCCGCCAUGGGCAUUUCUGUCACGGCCAAAGAUUACAGAGUGUAUGCGGCAGGCGGGAUGGGCCUGGACCUCCGUCCGCACAACCACCUUCAACACUAUGACAUGCUCAAGGACAUGUGGGUGUCGCUAGCACCCAUGCCCACUCCAAGAUAUGCUGCCACCUCCUUCCUUCGAGGUUCCAAGAUCUAUGUGCUGGGGGGACGACAGUCCAAGUAUGCAGUCAACGCCUUUGAGGUCUUCGACAUUGAGACUCGCUCCUGGACCAAGUUCCCCAACAUUCCCUGUAAAAGGGCCUUCUCCAGCUUUGUGACCCUAGACGACUGCUUGUACAGCCUGGGAGGCCUGCGGCAGGGUCGGCUCUACCGGCAGCCCAAGUUCCUCCGGACCAUGGACGUGUUUGACAUGGAACAGGGGGGAUGGCUGAAGAUGGACCGCUCCUUCUUCCUCAAGAAGCGGCGGGCAGACUUUGUGGCUGGCUCUCUGAGUGGACGGGUCAUAGUGGCCGGAGGACUUGGGAACCAGCCCACUGUCCUGGAGACCGCAGAGGCGUUCCACCCGGGGAAGAACAAAUGGGAGGUGCUCCCAGCCAUGCCCACACCCCGCUGUGCCUGCUCCAGCAUUGUCAUCAAGAACUGCCUGCUGGCUGUGGGGGGUGUCAACCAGGGUCUGAGUGACGCGGUAGAAGCCCUGUGUGUCUCUGACUCCUAGCUGUCCCGGGCCCAGUGCCUUUGCUCGGGACCCGAUCACCUGACUCUUGACAAAAGGAAUGAAUGGUCUUGUCAAAGCGGUUUGAGCUACUUCCCAGAGUCCAGCUCCUAUCAGCAGCCAGUGGGGCCGAGCUCUGGGGCUUGAGUGACCUCCCUCCGCCUCCUAAUGCUACCAAUCCUAGGAAACUGUAAGAAGCCCCGAUGACGGCCAGCCCCUGGCUGGAAUUCAGCAGACCUCCGAGGAGACGCCUCCCUCACUUACUGCUCAGGCAGAGAAAUGCACAGGAGUAUCUGCUACCUGCCCUCUCUGAGUCCCGCCCCUCCCCGUCUCCUGGGGGGUUCUGACCCAGAGGAUGAGCUGCUACCGCUGUCCUUUCCCCAGCUCUCAACUAGUCUGAGGGUCUCUCAGGAUGGAAAAUGGAGAAGGGUUGGGGGUUCCCAAAUGCCUCUCUCCCUUGGUCUACGUCCCUUCCCCACGUGGUGGUCAGCGGUGAGCCUGUUCUGGACUUCAUCUACUCAACAAGGACUGGCCUUAGAGCUAGAGGCGGAUGGAUUGGCAGGAAGCCGUAGACUGACCCCUGUCGGCAGCCUGGGCCAGGAAGGACCCCGGCCUCUCCAGGGCCCUUGACGGGAAUGCGAUGCUGGGGAAAGCUCUGACCCCCACUCCUCUCCUCACUCUGUUUCUCCUCCUGCCACCCCCUCCCUUUUGUCACCAAUAGCCCCAGAAACCUCAUUUACACUGUGGCAUCAAAAUCCACAAAGGAUGGAUCAAUUGCACU
Molecule: messenger RNA, 1849 nt
Organism: Molossus molossus (Pallas's mastiff bat)
Lineage: Eukaryota; Metazoa; Chordata; Mammalia; Chiroptera; Molossidae
Gene: KLHDC8A
Product: kelch domain containing 8A
Exons: 5
Coding region: 19-1071 (350 amino acids)
Molecular function (GO): protein binding
Source: RefSeq, a predicted model, not a curated record